GAAAUAAAUAAAAAAUAAAAACCCACCCAAAUGCUCUGUGCACAGUGAAACUUAACUAUCUCCCGCUUUCGAAGCCUCUUCUCUCUCUUUGGCGGCUCUCAAUCUUUCUAGCCCUCAAACCCUAGUUCCUUCCACUUAACUAACUAUACUCUCUCACACACACACUUUACUUUCUUGUGCUUUUUAAUACAUCAUUCUUCAUCUAUGAAUUCUAUUCAUUUGAAAAAUCACAAAAAAAUAACCAACUAAGAAAUAAGAACCUGGUUGUGAAUCGGUGGAGAAUUAGUUUACGGCAAUGGCGGAUUCGUUAGGUCAAAAAUGGAAGAACCGGGAGUUCAAUCUCUCAUCGGUUUCCAACCUCUCUUCCGAUGCUUCUUCCGCUUCUCCGGGAAUUGCUCGCUUCACCUCCGAUGGUCUUCAAAUUCAAUCGGAAUCUCAACAGAUUCCGCUCAAUUUCGAUCUCCAAACUGCUCAGAUAUUCAAAUUAGGUUCCGUUCAAUCGGUUUGCAUUAUGGAAGGCUCUGAUGUCAGUAAAACGGCAUCGUAUUCCACAGGAGUCACUAUCCAGUUUAAAAAUGAGGAGGAGUGCGAGGCAUUCCAUUCUGCAGUUCAACAAUGGAUAAAGGAAGUCAAUGUUCAAGGAAACUUACCGAAUGGAACGUUAGCAACUUCUAAAAGCAAGUUUGAUGAAAAGAUAGAGCCGUCUUCUGCGAAAAUGUAUUUUCAUUAUUAUGGACAACUUCUUCAUCAGCAAAAUAUGUUGCAGGACUAUGUGCGGACAGGAACCUAUUAUGCCGCGGUUAUGGAGAACCGUGCUGAUUUUACUGGCCGCGUAGUAGUUGAUGUGGGUGCUGGCAGCGGUAUUUUGUCAUUAUUUGCUGCUCAGGCUGGCGCAAAACAUGUUUAUGCCGUGGAAGCAUCUGAAAUGGCAGAGUAUGCACGUAAACUUAUAGCUGGGAAUCCAAAACUGGCUCAACGAAUUACAGUGAUUAAAGGUAGAGUUGAGGAUGUUGAGUUGCCAGAGAAAGCAGAUAUUCUGAUAUCGGAGCCCAUGGGCACUUUGUUAGUUAAUGAGAGAAUGCUGGAGUCUUAUGUCAUUGCCAGAGAUAGGUUUCUCACUCCUACUGGGAAAAUGUUUCCUGGGGUGGGAAGGAUUCACAUGGCACCUUUCACUGAUGAAUAUUUGUUUAUUGAAAUUGCCAAUAAGGCCCUGUUCUGGCAGCAACAAAACUAUUAUGGCGUUGAUUUGACACCCUUACAUGGGACCGCAUUUCAAGGAUAUUUUUCUCAGCCUGUGGUGGAUGCUUUUGAUCCAAGGUUGUUAAUAGCUCCCCCGAUGUUCCAUGUAUUAGACUUCACCAAGAUGAAGGAAGAAGAGCUGUAUGAAAUUGACAUUCCUCUGAGAUUCAUUGCCUCUGUGGGCACCAGAGUACACGGGUUGGCAUGUUGGUUUGAUGUACUGUUCAAUGGAAGUACUGUGCAAAGGUGGCUCACCACUGCUCCUGGUUCACCCACAACCCAUUGGUACCAGUUACGCUGUGUUCUCUCUCAGCCAAUUUAUGUCAUGGCAGGGCAAGAAAUUACUGGCAGGCUUCACUUGAUUGCCCACAAUGCACAGAGUUAUACAAUAUAUUUAACAUUGUCUGCUAAAAUGUGGGGUCCUGGUGCCGAACAAGGAGGAAUUCUUCAAACGUCAUCUUGUAAGCUUGAUCUGAAAGAACCCUACUAUAGAAUGUCCCAACCACAAGCUUAUCCAUUAGCCCAAGAUCAACAACCUCAACCACUUGUACAAACACAGUGACUUUUUGACAGGAUAUACAUAUCCAAAAUCAGGAAUUGGAAGAACCCGAAAUAUUGCAACAACCUUCACCUAAUUCAUGUGCUCAGAUUGAUUCGCUGAUACAGAAUAUUUAACUUAAUAACUCCUAACACGAGUGUCUGUUUGUAACAUGAAUUUGCCAUGCGGCAGCAAGUUGGGGGACCCUGUCUUUAUUUGGAUGCCCUAGCCUGUAAAUUCAUCAACAUUAUGUUCUAUCUAUUGUGAUGGUUGGUUAUGCCGCAGAUCUUGUACUCGUUUGCUUAAUUAAAUUUAACCAACAAUAUAUCGAAUCCUUAUGCCUGGCAGGGUUAGGAGUUUUAUGUAUCCGUUGAUCUCAAAUUUUCCUUUGUAUGAUUAGAUGGGGAUAAUUUUAUGGGAAACUUGUAUACCGCUUACACUGGUGGAAAUGCAAACCUGGAGGGUUGCUCAUGUAUUAUUAAUUAUUUAAUUUGACGGUGGGUUUGCAAUAGAAUUUUAUCAAGGGGACUUCUGUUUUGAAAAUUUAA
Molecule: messenger RNA, 2325 nt
Organism: Cicer arietinum (chickpea)
Lineage: Eukaryota; Viridiplantae; Streptophyta; Magnoliopsida; Fabales; Fabaceae
Source: RefSeq, a predicted model, not a curated record